Molecule: messenger RNA, 1827 nt
Organism: Penicillium cataractarum
Lineage: Eukaryota; Fungi; Ascomycota; Eurotiomycetes; Eurotiales; Aspergillaceae
Exons: 2
Coding region: 1-1827 (608 amino acids)
Molecular function (GO): protein binding
Source: RefSeq, a predicted model, not a curated record
AUGUUAGGUGCUCCAUCCCUUACCACGAUUCCAUUUGAUGUUUUUUAUAUGAUAGUUACCUUUUUGGAUGGCGUUGACUACGUCCAUUUAAGCCACACCAACAGCACUCUUUAUCUUCUAUUGGACAAUGACCUGAUCACGCGAAAGAUUGUCGAAAAGGAACUCGCUUAUAGUAAGGAGGGACGCGCUGCCUUGAUUGACCAAUCUGGUUACCGUAGCGCUAUCCUCCAUCGUUUCAAAAUUAACGAAGCCGUAGCUACUGCUACUCCGUAUGCAGUGGCAAUGCUAGCAUUUGCGACUGAUUUCCUCUUCCAACAAGGAAUCCUAUGUUAUCAGGUUGAGCAUGAAAUCCGCCUGCUCGACGUGCAUCAUGGCGGCCGGCGAGAGCGCCUCUUGGAUUUACACGAGAUUAUUCCUCGGUUAGACAGUGGCCUAGUAGCGACCGGACUUGAUCCUAUCAACCAGGUUACACUCCUCUAUUUCAAAGAUGAGAUCCUGGUGUUUCGUAUAGAGGGAUCUGGAGGGCAGAAUAGUUGGUUGAUUGCUAUAGAUACAGCCCUCCAACAGACUAGACGCAAACGACUACUCCUGCAACGGCCCAUUCCCUCGUCAACCCCGAUCUUUGUGCGGCACACUCGUUCGUAUCUAUGGUAUGGCACCUUCACAGCUACGCAUGGCUCGCAAGGGCGUUGGGUAUGCUAUGGUGUGGAUAUGGCUACCAAUGAGUUUAUUGCAGUCGAUUUAGAUUGUGCUGUGGACUGGGAGAUUGGCCGGACCCUUUGUUUUGACAUGUACCAGGACCACCUGUACGCCGUCUCAACGCUGCCGACUACUGAUGGCGAUGAGAAUCAUUCUUUCUACCAUUGGUCCUGUUAUUCACCCCGACAGAAGGACCAGAAGUGGAGUGGUCUCAUAUGGCGCCGUGAGCACCGUGAAGGUCCAAUAAACGAGAUGUGGAUGUGGCUUUCUAUUCAAUUUGAUGAAUCUACCGGGCGUCCUACGAUCACUGAAUGUCGUCGUGAAUGGCCAAAUGGGAGCAGCGAGAACUAUCGAACACAUUAUUUCGCGAGCCUUUAUACACCCGCUGAAUUACGGCUGAAGUACCCAUCAUGGAGGGAAAACUUCAACGAAGCUAUCGGUGGUCCGGAGAAUAGGCCUAAGAAUCGACUGCAACGCUACUACCAUCCAGAGUAUGAAAAUGAGGACCCAGGUCAACGACAAGAAUUUAUUGCUGCGUACACUAAAUACCACUGUUACCAUUUCGGCGCCUCAACCUUUUUCGAUAUUGUGAAUGAUUCUAGGAAUCGAGCAGAUUGGGGUCGCAGUCGAGAUCGCCUCCGUCUCCGAACAAUUUCGCGAAAGCGCAUAUGCCCAACUGAUGGCUGUGGUAUCGCCGGAGAACGGGGCCUCCUCUUUCCAUCAACUCAAUCUGACGCGGAUUCUCGUCUUAUCGAAGGAUCAGAUGCACGCUUCGCUUCCCGUGGCAUGCAUAUGUGGCCUCCGGAAGAUGCCCCCGCUGAACUCUAUCGUCUCCUCUGCCCUUCCUCGUGUUCUGGCAAGGUGCGGGCCUUCUUGGACGACCGCACCCUCAUUUACUCCGUUGCUUCGCCAGGUCUACCUCCUGACCACCUAGCAAUAAACCUGAUAAGUUUCGACCCUAUGCUUCAUAUCCCUACUCUGCUACCGCUGAGCACAUCAAAGACACCUCACCAUCAGGAGAGCCCCUUCCCGGUAGCUCUGACGAAGCCAACAGGGUCAAUUAAACGCCUUGUUAAGGAAACUGACCCUCUUUACUGUGUCAUAAACAGGGGGUAUUGGCUUCGAUAA